CAGGCGGAUGGGCAGCGGAAGGGGAAUCCGUCGGAAUUGGACGAUGGGCCCGUGAAGAAUAGAUCCUGCAGGGAUGUCAUCUGCCUCCUCUUCUUCGUCGCCUUCUUCGUCUUUUUCGGGGUGGUGAUCGUGUGGGCGGCGACCGUGGGGGACCUGGAUCGGCUGCUGCACGGCUACGACAAGAGCGGGAACGUGUGCGGGAGGAAGACGAAUCCGACGAUCGCGGGGGUGAAUGGGAGCGGGCAGGAUACGUCGGGGAAGCCAUAUUUGAGGACUUGCGGAAUCGGUGUUACCUGUGGCAGCGAGGAAUGCGUUACUCAAUGCUCCAACACGGAGACGUUGGUUUUGAACCGUUGCUUGCCCAUUUCGACCGGUGCAACUUCUGCAGCUACCAAGGAUGCAGGAAACUUUUUCAUGCGGGUCGGAGCGAGCAUCCAGGCGACCUGGAGGGAAAUCGUCUACAUGUGCCUCAUCGCCCUCGUGUUUUCUCUCGUGAUCACCAUAAUGUUUCGGUUUCUGACGGGGGUUGUGGUGUGGCUCAUUCUCAUCGUGGGGUCUUUGGCCUGCAUCGCCGGAACCAUCGCGCUCUGGAUAUUGUGGAACAAUGAGAAGCAAGCAAAUGGAGCAAACGAGAAAUAUUACCUGAUAGGGGCCAUCGCUGCUACGAUUUUCACCGUCAUUCUGCUGCUGGUUCUUCUGGUGAUGAGGAGCAGGAUCGCCCUCGUCGUCGCGCUGUUCCGAGAGGCCGGGAAGGCCCUCCACUCCAUUCCCUUCUUGUUUCUUCAGCCGCUUUGGACGUUCAUCGCGUUGGCCAUAUUUCUGUUCAUUUGGGGUCUGGGUGCACUCCUGAUCCAGAGCACCGGGGAUCCAACCGUGAACUCCGAUGGAAUCGUCAAGUACAACAUCAAUGGGUUUUUUGCCGGUAUGCGUUGGUACCAUCUGUUCGCGCUGUUCUGGGGAGUCCAAUUCAUCAUCGCCUGUCAGCACGUCGUCAUCGCUGGUGCGAUUGCCGUCUGGUACUUCACAAGGAGCAAGAAACUCGGCUUCCCCAUCUUCCGGAGCACGUGGAACCUGCUCCGAUACUCGAUCGGGUCCGUGGCCCUGGGCUCCUUCAUCAUCGCCUUGAUCCAGCUCAUCCGCUACCUCCUCUCGAGGCUCCAACAGCGGCUGAAGGGAUCGACGGCGCUGUCCUGCUGCCUCUGCUGCUGCCAGUGCCUCCUGUCCUGCUUCGAGAACUUCCUCAAGUUUCUCAAUCGGAACGCGUACAUCGAAAUCGCGAUCUACGGCUACUCGUUCUGCAAGGCGGCGCGGGAGGCGUUCAAGCUGCUGACCACCAACGCACUGAGGAUGGUGGCCAUCAACACGAUCGGGGAUUUCGUCCUCUUCCUCGGCAAGGUCGCCGUCGUCGUCCCCAUCGUUUUCAUCGGCAUCAAACUCGUCGGGAACCGAGACGGAGUGGAAUACCCGUGGGCUCCGGUGGUCGUCGGUGCCGUGUUCGCCUUCAUCAUCGCCCACGCCUUCAUCGCCGUCUACGAGGUCGAGGCCUUCGAGAUGGCGGUGGAUACCUUGUUCCUUUGCUUCUGCGAGGAUGUGGAACGGAACGAUGGGGUCAACAGGCCGUAUUACAUGAGCAAGGGACUCAUGGAAUUCGUGGAGAACAGCAAGCAGGCGAUGGCGGCGCUGGAUGCUCGAAAGAGGGACAAGGGGGCUUGAAUCACUUUUGGCAACUUUUUUCUCAUUUUUCCCCUUGCCGAAAUAAUUUAUAUCUUCGUUUUUGAUACGACGUUCGUGAGAUCCUGCACCGAUGGAAUAUUUUCGCAAAAAAUUUCGUCGAGCUACGAAGUUGGCCUGAUUAGAGGGACGAGAAAUUGCCGUGUUCGUUCCCGAUUUGACAAUCUGCUGAAUGAGGGUUGAUAGAAAUGACUAAUUUUGCCGAUAGAAAAAAUUUAUAUAUUUCUGCACGUAUUUUCCUGGACAGAGACUUUAUUUAGAGCAAAAAAAAACUGCGGGUGAAAUUUUUUUUAGUGAAUCCAAUCCGCGUGUCUGCACCCCUUUUUUAGGCACUUCGCUGACGCCAUGAGACGAAUCUGCGUUAAACGAGAUGCUGGCCAUCGUAGGGUAAAAUUGACUUGUGAUACACUUGUGAUAUUUGCACGAUAAAAGUCCACUGUGUGAAA
This is a messenger RNA of Darwinula stevensoni, 2177 nucleotides long. The record is from the annotation of a GenBank genome assembly. Lineage: Eukaryota; Metazoa; Arthropoda; Ostracoda; Podocopida; Darwinulidae.